AUGACUCUCUCUGUUUUCCGUUCGAUCUUGGAGAGGAUCGCGACGCGGCCGCUGGUUCUCCUGCACGCGGCGGCGUGGACGGUUCUCCUUACGCUGACGGUGGCGGUGGCGUCGUUCUCGGCGGAGAUCGCCUUCGUGACGGCGAUAUCUCCGUCAUUUUCCAAGUCGUGUAACGCCAAGGGCUUUGUUAGGAUUCCGUUGAAUGAUCCAAUGGAGGUCCUCUGCUUCCCGGCGCAUAUGGUUAGGCGCUCCAAGUUGGAUUUCUUCGUGCCGACCGUCUUCGCCGCUCUCGUCGUCGCUGGCUCUGCUUGUGUCGUUCGGUCGUUUGCCUUGGCGGACAACAGAGGAUGA
This is a messenger RNA of Morus notabilis, 351 nucleotides long. RefSeq lists its product as uncharacterized. The coding region runs from base 1 to 351 and encodes 116 amino acids. NCBI's taxonomy places the organism in Eukaryota, Viridiplantae, Streptophyta, Magnoliopsida, Rosales, Moraceae. The transcript has a single exon. The record is from RefSeq and is a predicted model, not a curated record.